This is a messenger RNA of Ilex paraguariensis (yerba mate), 1026 nucleotides long. The record is from the annotation of a GenBank genome assembly. NCBI's taxonomy places the organism in Eukaryota, Viridiplantae, Streptophyta, Magnoliopsida, Aquifoliales, Aquifoliaceae.
AUGGCUUCCAAAUUUCUUUACCAAUGCACUUGUUUCGCUUUGGUCUUCAUUAUGGGGGCUUUGGCUUCUCAAGCAACAUCUCGCUCUCUUCAAGAAACUUCAAUGUAUGAGAGACACGAGCAGUGGAUGGCUAAAUUUGGACGUGUCUACAAAGAUAGUGAUGAGAGAGACAAUCGCUUCAAAAUAUUCAAGGAAAAUGAAAAUGUAGAAACAAUAGAAUCAUUUAACAAAGCUGCGAAUAAGCCUUACAAGCUUGGUGUCAACCAAUUUGCAGACCUUACAAAGGAAGAGUUCAAAGCACGGAACAAACUCAAAAGGCGUGUUUGCUCUACGGAGGCAAUUUCCUUCAUGUACGAAAAUGUGACUGCGUUACCAGCUACAAUGGACUGGAGAAAAAAAGGAGCUGUAACACCUAUCAAGGACCAAGGCCAAUGUGGAUCUUGUUGGGCAUUUUCGGCUGUGGCGGCUACAGAAGGAAUUACUAAACUUAAAACAGGUAAGCUAAUAUCUUUGUCUGAGCAAGAGUUGGUCGACUGUGACACUAGUGAAGAUCAAGGCUGUGAGGGUGGUCUCAUGGACGAUGCUUUCACAUUCAUCCAAAAAAAUCAUGGCCUUACUACCGAAGCUAAUUAUCCCUACGAGGGAACUGAUGGAACUUGCAGCACCACCAAAGAAGCAAACCAUGCAGCCAAGAUAACCGGGUACCAAGAUGUACCUGUCAAUAGUGAGGGUGCACUGUUGAAAGCUGUUGCAAAUCAACCAGUCUCGGUUGCCAUUGAUGCUGGAGAAUCAGAUUUUCAGUUCUACUCGAGUGGUGUCUUUACGGGGGAGUGUGGCACUGAGCUAGACCAUGGUGUUGCUGCUGUUGGUUAUGGCACUGGUGAAGAUGGAACUAAAUAUUGGCUAGUGAAGAACUCGUGGGGCACAAGUUGGGGUGAAGAAGGAUACAUAAGAAUGCAAAGAGAUGUCAAAGCUGUGGAAGGCCUAUGUGGUAUUGCAAUGCAAGCUUCGUAUCCAACUGCAUAG